This is a messenger RNA of Triticum aestivum (bread wheat), 2667 nucleotides long. RefSeq names its product fimbrin-5. Gene Ontology annotation, molecular function: actin filament binding. The coding region runs from base 337 to 2454 and encodes 705 amino acids. Lineage: Eukaryota; Viridiplantae; Streptophyta; Magnoliopsida; Poales; Poaceae. The record is from RefSeq and is a predicted model, not a curated record. Gene Ontology annotation, biological process: actin filament network formation; actin filament bundle assembly. The transcript is spliced from 15 exons. Gene Ontology annotation, cellular component: actin filament; cytoplasm; actin filament bundle.
GCUUCACGUUCUAACAUUAGUUAUCUACUUUUCUAUUCUAGGCAUCUGCGGGAGGCUGAAAAAGGAGGCACCAUGUUAGCUUCUCCCUUUUUCUUCCUAUCCUAUGGCUCUCUGCUAUCCAACCACUCGUUCGCUUCCCCACAGUUCUUGGGGUUCGCCGCGGAGCUGGGAGCAAUGCAUGCGGAGUGAAUAGUUUUCGGGUGCUGGAGGAAGGAAGACAGGAAGAACGAAGAUCAAAGCCUUCCAAAAAGAAUUUUUCAUCGCAAAGGUCUCAAUAACUGCCGAAUUGGUGCAAAAAUUAAUUUAGCACGAGAGUGAAACUAAAUUUGGAAGACAAUGUCUAGCGUUGGUGUUCUUGUCUCUGAUCCAUGGCUCCAGAACCAGUUCACCCAAGUGCAGCUCCGAACGCUCCGAACAAAAUUCACUUCCGCAAAGAGAUCGGAUGCCGAGCAGGUAACUAUAAAAGAUUUGCCGCCGGUAAUGGAGAAGCUUAGGGGCAUUCAAGAGGUUCUGACUGAGGAGGAGAUCACAAAUUUUUUGAGCGAGUCUUACCCCGAUAUGGACCAGUCAAUCGAAUUUGAGCCAUUCCUUAGGGAGUACUUAAAUCUUCAAGCAAAGGGAGCCAGCAAAUCAGGAGGCAAAAAGAAAUUGAAGGGAUCAGUGUCAUUUUUGAAGGCGUCCACCACUACUCUCUUGCACGUCAUUAAUGAAUCUGAAAAAACUUCUUAUGUCAAUCAUAUCAAUAAAUUUCUCGGGGAGGACCCUUUCCUGAAGAAUUUCUUGCCAUUGAAUCCAGCAUCAAACGAUAUAUUUAAUCUUAUUGGGGAUGGUGUUCUACUUUGCAAGUUGAUCAAUGUUGCUGUUCCCGGCACAAUAGACGAGAGAGCAAUCAAUACAAAGAAGGAACCGAAUCCAUGGGAGAGGAAUGAGAACCACACUCUUUGUCUCAACUCUGCCAAGGCCAUUGGUUGUACUGUUGUUAACAUUGGGACACAGGAUCUGAUUGAAGCUAGACCUCAUCUAGUUCUUGGUUUGCUAUCCCAAAUCAUAAAGAUACAACUCUUAGCAGAUUUGAAUCUGAGGAAUACACCUCAGUUGUUGGAGUUGGUGGCUGGUGAUAACAGCAAGGAAGCAGAGGAGCUUGUCACCUUAGCACCAGACAAGAUGUUGCUCAAAUGGAUGAACUUUCAUAUCAAGAAAGCAGGGUACAAAAAAACUGUAACAAAUUUCUCUACUGAUGUUAAGGAUGGUGAAGCGUAUGCUUACCUUCUCAGCGCCCUUGCUCCCGAGCAUAGCUCAACGACCAUGAUAGAAACUACAGAUCCUAAAGAAAGGGCAAAGAAAGUACUUGAAACCGCCGAAAAGCUUGAUUGUACAAGAUAUGUAACAUCUAAAGAUAUUAAUGAGGGUUCAGCAAAUCUCAACUUGGCAUUUGUCGCACAAAUAUUCCAGCAAAGAAAUGGUCUAUCAUCGAACAAGGUGGCUCCUGUCGUCCAAGAUACCCCUGAUGAUGUUGAAGCAUCGAGGGAAGGGAGAGCAUUUCGCUUGUGGAUCAACAGUCUUGGAAUUGCAACUUACGUGAACAAUUUAUUUGAGGAUGUUAGGACUGGAUGGGUUCUUCUAGAAGUGCUUGACAAAAUUUCUCCAGGAUCAGUUAUCUGGAAACAAGCAUCGAAACCUCCAAUUAUCAUGCCGUUUAGGAAGGUUGAGAACUGCAAUCAGGUUAUCAGAAUUGGGAAGGAGUUAAAUUUUUCGCUUGUGAAUGUAGCAGGAAAUGACAUUGUUCAAGGAAACAAGAAGCUAACCCUUGCUUUCCUGUGGCAACUCAUGAGGACCAGCAUCCUACAGCUGCUAAAGAACUUGAGAUCCCACUCUAAAGACAAAGAAAUUACAGAUGCUGACAUUCUGAUCUGGGCGAAUAAUAAGGUCAAGGAAUCAGGAAAAACAUCUCACAUCGAAAACUUCAAGGAUAAGAGCUUAUCAGACGGGAUGUUCUUCCUGGAUCUUCUAAGCGCUGUGCAAAGUAGAGUUGUUGACUGGAAUAUGGUGAAGAAGGGGGAGGAUGAUGAUGAGAAGAAGAUGAAUGCAACAUACAUCAUAACUGUUGCUAGGAAACUUGGGUGCACCGUGUUCUGGUUGCCAGAGGACAUAAUGGAGGUAAAUCCCAAGAUGAUCCUCACUCUUACUGCAAGCAUCAUGUACUGGAGUCUGCAGAAGCAUGGACCUUACGAAGGCCCCGGGCCAGCAGGAUCCGCAGCGUCACAAGAAGCUCUCCCAGAAGAGGAGGAGGAGGAGGUGGUGGAGGUGGAGGAGGAGGAAGAAGAAGAAUUAGAAGCAGAAGCAGAGGCAGAGGCGGAAGCAGAAGCAGAGGCAGAGGCAGAUGCAGAAGCAGAAGCAGAGGCAGAAGCAGAAGCAGAAAAAGGAGGAGAAGAAAGCCUUGAAGAUGGUGCCUAAAAUAAGAUCCGACCUGACCACAUCAGGCAGGGGGUGGUUUCAGUACGGGAGGGAUAGCAAACGGCAGAGCAGGAAGUUAGUUUUGAUCUACUCUUUGCAUGCAAAUGCGCAGCGAUGAGCUUCUACUCUUAUACUUGUACUAGAUAAACAAAGGUCCUGCGCCGAUUAAAGCUUGUGUAAGAUACUCCAGUUUAUAUGCGUUUUCCGUCGUUC